This is a messenger RNA of Saprolegnia diclina VS20, 1134 nucleotides long. RefSeq lists its product as hypothetical. The coding region runs from base 1 to 1134 and encodes 377 amino acids. Lineage: Eukaryota; Oomycota; Saprolegniomycetes; Saprolegniales; Saprolegniaceae. Gene Ontology annotation, molecular function: D-cysteine desulfhydrase activity. The record is from RefSeq and is a predicted model, not a curated record. The transcript is spliced from 8 exons.
AUGGCGCACAAGACCUUCCUUGAACGCGAACCGUACACGGCGCCUACGUGGGCGACGGAGCUAGCGAACGCGCCCAAGGAGCGCGUCGUUCUCGGCAACUUUCCGACGCCUAUCUACCCCUUCCGGCCGCCGGGACUGCCCGCCGACGUCACCAUGUAUAUCAAGCGCGAUGACUACAGCGGCCUUGAGAUCUCCGGCAACAAGGCGCGAAAGCUUGAAUUUUUGCUGGCGGAGGCGCUCGCACAAGGCGCAGACUGUGUCGUCACAUGCGGCGGAAUCCAAAGCAACCACUGUCGCGCGACUGCUGUCGCUGCGCGCAUGCUUGGCUUGGACGCUACGAUCAUCUUGCGCGCGGAUGACCCAACGGCGGACCCCGGUCUCGUCGGUAACCUGCUCAUUGACCGUCUUGUGGGUGCCGAGCUUCUCAUGGUGUCGCGGAGUGACUACGCGAAGCACGGUGGUGGUGAUUACUUCAUCGAGAAAACCUGCGAGCGCCUCCGCGCGCAGGGCCGCAAGCCGUACGGGAUCCCUGUCGGUGGCAGCAACGGUGUUGGGACGUGGGGCUACAUCGAAAGUAUUGAAGAGAUGGAGCACCAAAUCCAGCACUUGAAACUUGGCGUGACGGACGUGGCGUUUGCCUGCGGGAGCGGUGGGUCCGCAGCCGGUAUUGGUGCUGGCGCGUUCCUCUACGCCAAGCAUCACCCGUCGAGCGCGCUGCAGUUCCACACCAAGCCCCCUGUGCAUUCGUACAUUGUGUGCGACUCGCCGACGUACUUUUACGAUUACAUCGACACCAAGAUUCUGCCGCACAUGGGUCUGGCCUCGGGCUCGUUCGGUUCGCGCGACUUUCUCCAAAUGACGAACGCAAUGGGUGUCGGGUAUGCGCUCAGCACGCAGGACGAGCUCGCGUACAUUUCGCGCGUCGCUCGCGACACAGGUGUGCUCUUGGACCCGGUGUAUUCGGGCAAGGCCCUCUACUUGCUCGUCAAGGAUCUCCAGUCGCAACCCGAGAAAUUUGCGGGCAAAAGCAUCUUGUUUGUGCACACGGGAGGCAUGUUUGGCCUCUACGACAAGGUCUCCGAGCUUGAUACGGCAGCGAUUGGCGCUCCGUCGCUCUUCCAGUUUGACGCGUAA